This is a messenger RNA of Anastrepha obliqua, 2213 nucleotides long. It is a transcript of the gene Tango11, whose product is annotated as transport and Golgi organization protein 11. NCBI's taxonomy places the organism in Eukaryota, Metazoa, Arthropoda, Insecta, Diptera, Tephritidae. Bases 332 to 1153 code for a protein of 273 amino acids. The record is from RefSeq and is a predicted model, not a curated record. The transcript is spliced from 3 exons.
AUCAACUGCAUUUCGUAAUCGGAUAAAUACACUCUGCACACUCUGUGUUGCAGUACAGAAUAAAAAAAAUAGAAUUGGAGCAAAGUUGCCGAAUUGUUUUCCUCGGGUCUUUUUCUUUUGGAGGAGUUAAAAAUAAUAUCGCAGCGAGAAAUUCGAACGGAACAUAAGUUGGGAAUUGUGUAGAGUUGAGGGGCGAUCCAUAAUUGUGAUAUAAUAUUUGAUAAAUUUGUACAAAGUUAUUAUCGCAUCACCGGGCGACAGACAGGAAAUUGAGCCAUAGCAAAUCUGACAAGACAAAAAAUCAAACAAAAAGACUCAGUGACUAACUACAAUGGGUACACCACAAUCUCCCACCCGUAUGUUCAAUGGCCUGGAUGAAGAUAUAUACAAUGAAGCAAAAUUCGCACAUGAAAUAAAUGACAAAAUGCGUGUUCCUAAGCGCAUUAAAGCUACAGGAGAAUUCUCCGACGAAGAUUUAUUGUUAUCCAAUCAGAAUGGCUUAAUGAAUUCGUGGAAUUACCAUGAUAAGAUUGACAUGAACGUACCAGAUCGUAUAGUGGUAUUGGGUCAUAAUCAACAUCUAGAGACACGUUCAGCACCACUUGAAAUACAACUGGAAAACUCAAUUUUACCAAAGAAUCCGGCGAUGAGCAUGGUGCGUGUGCAAACACCACCGCGCGUUAUAACACUUAAUGAUCACCACUUCCCUUCUGCUUCUGAAGAAAGCUCACCACAUCGGUACGGCGAUGGUGCUGACUUGGAAGAUGGUGAUUAUGAUGACGACGAUACACGUCCACCACCUUAUGUGCGUGCUAACGGUGUAGCACAUGCACAAGUAGGAUUCCACCCAGUCGACUCGAAUUCGGUGGAAUCGGAUUCACAGUUGACUACUGGUGGAGGAAGCAAACGUUCGCAACAGCUGGCGUAUAAUAAUGAGACAUCUCUUGUCAGUCAUCGGGAAGGUACACCAAUUGGAGAACUUACGCCACACGAAGAGAUUCUAUACUUGCGUCGACAAUUGGCCAAAUUAAAUCGUCGAGUAUUGAAUAUCGAAAUCAACAAUGAGCAACGUUUGCAACGUGAGAAAAUCGUAUAUUGCUUGGGCUUGGCGUAUUUCGUAUUGAAGGCUGUUUUUUGGCUGAAUCGUAAUUGAAGAUUGCUUGCGGAUGAACUUAAAUCCGAAGGCAAUAUUAAUGCAGUUGGUCGCCAUACAUUUUCGUGGUAUUUUACAAAUCGUCUAAAUUUAUUGAGAAUCGAGGGAGAACAUGGCUACGGAAAAUGUUGUUGUGAAGGGAUGCUAGUGGAAAGGACCGCCAACAUUAAUACAUACAUACAUGAGUAUCAUAUUAUCCAUUAAUUUGUUCUUUGUAAUCGUAACAAUGAUGAAAGUGUAUUUUUGAAUUUAAUCUGAUUGCCUUCGAGCGCUUUCAUUUUUAUUAGACUAAAUUAUUCCGAUAUUGUUGUUUAGCAUAUACAUAUUAAGCAUAUAUCGGAUUAAAAAGCAAGUGGUAAAUGCGGCGAGUACUUGGGUGUUUUAUAAGAAAUACAAUUUGGAGAAAAAGACUUGCUUAUUUGACUGCUUGUAUUUAUUUCGAUGUAUGUCUUUAUUGUAAUACAUUUUGAAGAUUUUUAAACUCCAAUAAGAAUAGCAGAACCUAAAAAAUAUUUAACGUGAUUUAUUUCUGACUUCCUUGGUUUUGCAGUAUAUUGCAAACUUUUAACUUUAUUAGUAUUCAUACAAGCCUAUUUUUAUUUUUUACACUUUUAAUUACAAUGAUUUCUACUUUAAUGCCAUAUUAUUGUUAAAUAUAUAAAAAAUGAAAGAAAAAAGAAACCAGUUAAAAUAAUACGCAGAACGUGUAAAUUAAAUGAUUUACUUAAUAAAAAUUCGGAUGGUUUUGAAACAGCUGUUGCUAAGCGCUAUAAAAACUGUCAACGUUAUUCGUCUAGUUCUAAGAUUUAUUAAGAUUACUUUGAGGAACAAAACAAGUUUGCCACUUUGAAAGUUCUAUCUACCAUGCAAAGUAUGAUACUUUUUAGUCACGAUGGCUUUACAUUACAUUGAGGAAGAAAGCAAGGUUUUUCAAUGGUUGAAAUUCAUGAUGAGAAAUAAAGAAAUACGAAUAUUAACACAAAAGAUCAUCUCUUACAGCCAAGUAAAAUUUGUAUAACAAAGAUUGAAAAUAAAAUGGAAGCUUAGUGUUAAAGUGUAA